AUGACCAUGACCAUGACCGAUGACCACAGUCGGCGCCGCUUCGGUCCAUUGAACUUCCACCACAUGCCUUCCUACUCGAGCCAACCUCAUUUCUCGGAUCCUUGGUCCUCGUCGUCGCCGACGGGACCAGCACCCCAAGGCGGGAGCCAACAACACCCCCUUUACGCCGGCAACCAGGACAGCAGCGCUGCUGGCCUCCCUCACCUCAACCUCAGCACCCUUCCCAGACAACCACCCAACUCGCAGCACCCUCAACAUCCCCAGCACGGACAGCACGCCGCCACGACAGGAAGCAGUACCUCGAUGGCGCCCUACGGUUCUCUCCCAGUCACGGCCGCCUCGGGGGCCAGCGCCCCGAUCUCGGGCGUCUACAGGCAACACGAGAUGCUGUCGAUGCCACAAGAUGCCUUCAGCUUAAACCGACUACAGCAGCCGACCACGUCGGCCGCGUACGACGCGUCGGCAUACACGAGCUCGGCCUCGCCGGUGAACGCAUCGUACGCACCUGCGUCGGCGUCGCCGUACGAGCAGCUCGGCUACGCCCCAGCACAGAUGAGGGGGACCUUUGCUCUUGGGCACGAAGACAGCUCGAGGAGAUACUCGCAACAACAGUCAGUAGCCUCCAGCCCUGCGAAUCUGCGCGCCCCAGCCCACGGCGGGGCAGGCGCAGGCGCCCCGGGAUGCGCAUUAUCUGACCGUGAUGACAGAGCCCUGCAGCCGGAUGACCGGAGGAGCUUCCAGGAUGCGCUGGAGGCGAGCCAUGGGAUGCUCUCCAUGAGCCAGGACACGCCCCGGAAUAUCUACGACGUGCGCAACAGGGCGCGCGGUUCGGCGGACUCGUACGGGUUCCCCUCGACACACUCCUCGACCUCUAGCAUGUCGUCGGCCGGGUUCAGUGGUUAUUACGGAGGCUCUGUUGAUGGGUCGGUUAGCGAUUAUUCCGCGGCGGGGUCCGACAUCGAAUCGUUGUCGGGACGGACACUCCCCAGGCCCCAAGGUCUCAUGUCCAGCCAGCCGCCCGCACCUCAGUCCAUGAUGGGUUCAUUCAGCUCCAGGGUGUCGUCCAGCGCGCAGAAGAAGCACAAGUGCAAAGUCUGCGAUAAGCGAUUUACGAGGCCCAGCUCGCUGCAAACACACAUGUACAGCCACACGGGAGAGAAACCGUUUGGUUGCGAAGUCGAUGGCUGUGGCCGCCGGUUUUCGGUAGUAUCAAACCUCCGCCGGCAUAAGAAGGUCCAUAAGAGAGGCGGCGAGACCCCCUCGGACACGGGCUCAGAGACACACGAGUCCCCGUAA
Messenger RNA from Chaetomium fimeti, 1296 nucleotides. RefSeq lists its product as uncharacterized. The transcript is spliced from 2 exons. Gene Ontology annotation, molecular function: DNA-binding transcription factor activity, RNA polymerase II-specific; RNA polymerase II cis-regulatory region sequence-specific DNA binding. The record is from RefSeq and is a predicted model, not a curated record. Lineage: Eukaryota; Fungi; Ascomycota; Sordariomycetes; Sordariales; Chaetomiaceae. Gene Ontology annotation, biological process: regulation of transcription by RNA polymerase II. Gene Ontology annotation, cellular component: nucleus. The coding region runs from base 1 to 1296 and encodes 431 amino acids.